Penicillium salamii is the source of this 768-nucleotide messenger RNA. NCBI's taxonomy places the organism in Eukaryota, Fungi, Ascomycota, Eurotiomycetes, Eurotiales, Aspergillaceae. The record is from the annotation of a GenBank genome assembly.
AUGUCCGUUGCGCUUCGAAUAUAUCUGCCUCAAACUUUAUGUUGGACGCUUUCUAAUUCUUUGGAUAUACAGGUAUCAGAUGCUUUGAUUAAGCUACAAAAGACUCCAGAGGGCGAAACCCCGCGAGCAGGCUUUCUGGCGGAUCUGGUCCCAUUUUCACCCAUCACCGGGCGGAAUGAAAUAACACCAAGGAUUGCUGCACCAGCAACAACGUUCAAAUUUCUAGCCAAGGCUGCCAGCCCGCCAUCGAUUGCAACAGAAAACCCCCAAAGGCACGGCUUCCCGCCGGGUACACACUGGGUAGACCAUGUCGGCGAGUAUGCCGCAUCUGAUCCGUCUGGCACAGGAUCUAUCGUUGUAAUUGAGCAGCCCCAAGGCCAGUACUGCGCUGUGACGGGUGGCAUUAUGGCGACUCGGAUGAAGGCCGUCGGGAUCAAGGCGACUGUUGUCGGUGGCCGGGUCAGGGAUUUGAGAGAGCUGAAAGCCACUGGACUCCCGAUCUGGGCUAGAGACAGCUCCACUGUGGGAACGAAUGCCGAGGCUAAAGCGGGUGCUCGAGAUGUACCCAUUUCCAUUGGAGGUGUCACGGUCUCUCCUGGCGAUAUUGUCUUCUGUGAUCCAUUGGAGGGGGUGGUUGCCAUUCCCCGUGAGCUCCUAGGUCAAGUGCUGGAGCUCAUGCCCAAAUUGACGGCCAUGGAUGACCAGGCAAAGGAGGCUGUUGCAAAUGGGAUGAGUGUUACUGAUGCCUUUAAGAAGUUCCGCUCAUAG